Messenger RNA from Manacus vitellinus (golden-collared manakin), 3629 nucleotides. It is a transcript of the gene SLC6A4, whose product is annotated as solute carrier family 6 member 4. The record is from RefSeq and is a predicted model, not a curated record. The coding region runs from base 398 to 2410 and encodes 670 amino acids. Gene Ontology annotation, molecular function: serotonin:sodium:chloride symporter activity; serotonin binding. Gene Ontology annotation, biological process: sodium ion transmembrane transport; serotonin uptake. Gene Ontology annotation, cellular component: plasma membrane; neuron projection. Lineage: Eukaryota; Metazoa; Chordata; Aves; Passeriformes; Pipridae. The transcript is spliced from 14 exons.
AGGAAAACUGAGCUGCAGCCCUGGUGAAACAUAAAGUUUAUUUGGGUAAAGUGACGCAAAAAUUCUUAAAGAGCUCUUUGGCAGCAGAUUAUCUGGAAAUCAGACCAUGUGAGGGGGGCUGGUGUACAAAAACCUCACCAAGGUGCUGAGUUGCCCACAGGCUGAGCUCCCGAGGCUGAAGUAAAUGUGGGUGAAGGUCCCUCGGGCUUGGAUAACUCCAAGGGAAGCGCUUCAGACCGACCCCAAACACAGAUGAUGCCUGUGCCUUCAAUCUGAUGGACUUAAGUAUGGAAGAGGAAUUCUAAAAGUGGUGGGAAUAAAAGUGUGGGAAGACAAGCCACGAGGGGACUCUGUGCUGCUGCCUGUCUGCAAGUGAUCAGAACAAAUCCCGGAAAAAAUGGAAAAACAGGCAACAAGCAAUGAGACUGAGCCACUGACUUCCAAGAAAGAUGUCUCAGACUGUAACAAAGGAGAAGAUUGUAAAGAGAACAGACUUCUGGUCAGGAACCCUAAAUCUGCCCUGCGGCUGGUGGAGGAUGGCAAUAAAGUCCAUCCCAGCCAGGGGGAUAAAGGGGAGGCUGCUCAGAUCUCAAAUGGUUACUCAGCAGUUCAGAGCUCGGCCCCCUGCAAUGGGAUGGGAGAGGUGGAGGAUACCCAGGGCACGGCCCCAGCAGCCACAACCACCACCACAACCACCACAUCCACCACCUGUGGGGCUGAAGGGCAGCAGCAGCUGAUGGAGCUGGAAGAGAGAGAGACCUGGAGCAAAAAAAUUGACUUUCUCCUCUCUGUCAUUGGAUAUGCAGUGGAUCUGGGAAAUGUGUGGAGAUUUCCCUAUAUAUGCUACCAAAACGGAGGAGGAGCAUUCCUCAUUCCUUACACAAUCAUGGCCAUCUUUGGAGGGAUUCCCCUCUUCUAUAUGGAAUUAGCACUAGGACAGUACCACAGGAACGGGUGUAUUUCCAUUUGGAGAAAAAUAUGUCCUAUAUUCAAAGGAAUUGGCUUUGCCAUCUGUAUAGUAGAUCUUUACGUAGCCUCCUACUACAACACCAUCAUGGCUUGGGCCUUUUACUACCUCAUCUCCUCCUUCACGGCGGAGCUGCCCUGGACCAGCUGCACAAACCCCUGGAACACAGGCAACUGCACCAACUACUUCAGCAAGGACAACGUCAGCUGGUCCGUGCACUCCGUCUCUCCCGCAGAAGAAUUUUAUACCCGCCAAGUUCUACAGGUGCACAGGUCUGAGGGGCUGGAUGACCUGGGGGGCAUCAGCUGGCAACUGACCCUCUGCUUGCUGUUAAUCUUCACCAUUGUGUACUUCAGCAUCUGGAAAGGGGUCAAAACAUCUGGCAAGGUGGUUUGGGUGACUGCCACGUUCCCUUACAUCAUCCUCUUCGUCCUGCUAGUGAGAGGUGCAACUCUGCCUGGGGCUUGGAGAGGUGUCCUCUACUACUUGAAACCCGACUGGCAGAAACUCCUGGCCACUGAGGUUUGGGUGGAUGCAGCAGCUCAGAUUUUUUUCUCCCUGGGACCAGGUUUUGGGGUCCUAUUGGCUUAUGCCAGCUACAACAAAUUCCAUAACAACUGCUACCAAGAUGCUCUGGUUACCAGCACCGUGAACUGCGUGACCAGUUUCGUGUCUGGAUUUGUCAUCUUCACCGUGCUGGGAUACAUGGCUGAGAUGAGGAACGAGGAUGUGUCAGAGGUUGCCAAAGACACCGGACCCAGCCUGCUCUUCAUCACGUACGCCGAGGCCAUUGCCAACAUGCCAGCUUCCACCUUCUUCGCCAUCAUCUUCUUCCUGAUGCUGCUCACGCUGGGAUUAGACAGCACGUUUGCAGGACUAGAGGGAGUGAUUACUGGAGUACUGGAUGAAUUCCCACAUGUCUGGGGCAAACGCAGGGAAUUGUUCGUCCUUGGCCUGAUCGUUGUUUGCUUUUUGGGGUCACUGGCAACCCUGACAUUUGGGGGAGCGUACGUGGUAAAGCUGUUUGAGGAAUACGCCACUGGCCCAGCUGUCCUGACCGUUGUGUUCCUGGAAGCAAUUGCUGUGUCCUGGUUCUAUGGCAUCACCCAGUUCUGCAACGACGUGAAGGAAAUGCUGGGCUCUGCCCCAGGCUGGUACUGGCGAGUUUGCUGGGUCGCAAUUAGUCCCCUCUUCCUUCUGUUUGUCACCUGCAGCUUUCUGUCCAACCCUCCUGAGCUGAGGCUUUUUGAAUAUGAUUAUCCCUACUGGACCACAGUGGUGGGUUAUUGCAUAGGAACCUCCUCUGUCAUCUUCAUUCCCAUCUACAUGGUUUAUCGGCUGAUCAUCACCCCAGGAACACUUAAGGAGCGUAUUCUGAAAAGCAUCACUCCAGAAACAGCUACAGAAAUUCCCUUUGGAGACAUCCGCCUGAAUGCAGUAUAAACACCCCGGGUUUGGGGGGAGAGGGGAGCACAAGAUGUCACUUUCCCCACACUCCCCCUACCAAAGAAUCCCCUUUCCAGCUGAAACAGAGGAGUUUUCCAUGGAGGCUGCAGCACUGACAACAGGCAUUUGGGAACGUGAUGCCUCCAGCACAUUCACCCAAGCAGUUCAAGGAAACCUCCUGUGCACUUCCAACCAGGCUGAACUGAGAACUGCCUCCCUCUGGAGCACGAGGACGCCUGUGUGCAUGGGAACAUCCCUGCUCCACUGUGGGCACCGGGGAACUGCAGCAGCCCCUCCAGGAUGGGUGGGAUUAGGUGUGAACCCCAGUGUGUGGCAGUGCUCCCGUACCUUCCUCAGUGUGGUCGUUCGUCCUGGGCAAUGUCGUAUUCGCUUUAAGGUCCUAAUUGCUUCAACUACAUGGAGAAAUGCACAACUACUUCUGAUAGCCAUACAUCACUCGAGCAACACAGGGUUUUAUAAACUAGGAAUAAAAAAAAUUAGUUGAUCCCCGAGGUUUGUAGUGGAGGAGACAGAGGGAGAGGAAACAAUCCUGAGCAGCACUACAUACAGCUCUGCACCCAUCAGCACUGGCCUCCUUUUCAUUUCCUGCAUUUUGUAAGUGGUAACAGUUUCUACUGUUUCUUGCAUCACAAGUACUGCAAAAGCAAUUUUUGUGAUGUUUUAGGCUUCACUUUCCUUUAGACCGAGUGGUUGAAAUACUGAGAAACUGAUUUCAUUUACUUAUAUCAUUGCUUUUUUUCUUCCAUUUACAUAUCCACCUGAAAACAUGCAAAAUAACCAAUAUUUAUCAGGUAGCUCAACAAGUAGCCAUAAAUUAAAUAUCAGUUUUGUACAAAACCCACUUAUAUGGAUACCAAAUGGGCUGCACUGCAAUUACAAAUGUUUGAGGCAAAAAUUUCCUUCUCUUCAGCUCACCUUCCACUCAUCUAUCACAUGAGUAUAUCCUACCCUCUGUUCUGAACAGUGAAAGGAAGUUAUGAAACUGGUAAAUUAGGACCAUCUUUGCCUUUUAAAGAGAAUUAAACUGGAGUUUUAGCUGUACAGAACCAAGUAUUCCCUCCAACUUGUACAUGAUGCGCCUGUAUUAAUUUAUGCAGCUGUUUAGUUACAAGUGUUGCAAGCUGAUUGUAAGUCAUCAGUAUGUGCCUUGUACUGUAAACUGUUAUUGUAAUAAAUUUAAUAUUCAUAAACCAUC